Lagopus leucura (white-tailed ptarmigan) is the source of this 1108-nucleotide messenger RNA. RefSeq names its product cysteine sulfinic acid decarboxylase (gene CSAD). The record is from RefSeq and is a predicted model, not a curated record. Gene Ontology annotation, cellular component: cytoplasm. The transcript has 10 exons. NCBI's taxonomy places the organism in Eukaryota, Metazoa, Chordata, Aves, Galliformes, Phasianidae. Bases 175 to 1002 code for a protein of 275 amino acids. Gene Ontology annotation, molecular function: pyridoxal phosphate binding; sulfinoalanine decarboxylase activity. Gene Ontology annotation, biological process: carboxylic acid metabolic process.
AACGUGGCCCGCUUCCAGCGCUUCCCCGAGAGCCGUCGGCAGGGCGGCCGGGCGCUGCCACGCCUGGUGCUCUUUGCCUCAGAGGAGUGCCACUACUCCAUCCAGAAAGGAGCCGCCUUCCUGGGCAUCGGCACUGACAACGUCGUCCUGGUGCGUGCAGAUGAGAGGGGGAAGAUGAUCCCCGAGGAGCUGGAGAAGGAGAUCGAGAGGGUGAAAAGUGAGGGUGCCGUGCCAUUCUUUGUCAGCGCCACCUCUGGCACCACCGUGCUGGGCGCCUUCGACCCGCUGGGCCCGGUGGCAGACGUGUGCCAGCGCCACGGCCUGUGGCUGCACGUGGAUGCCGCCUGGGGUGGGAGCGCGCUGCUCUCCAGGAAGCAUCGGCACCUCCUGGCCGGCAUCGAGAGGGCUGAUUCGGUGGCCUGGAACCCCCACAAGAUGCUGACGGUGGGGCUGCAGUGCUCAGCCUUCCUGCUCCGAGAUGACUCUGGGCUGCUGCAGCGCUGCCACGGGACGGGCGCCACGUACCUCUUCCAGGCUGACAAAUUCUACGACGUGACGUUCGACACCGGGGACAAGACGGUGCAGUGCGGCCGCCGCGUCGACUGCUUCAAGCUCUGGCUGCUCUGGAAGGCGGUGGGGACCGAAGGGCUGGAGCAGCGCGUGGACAGAGCCUUCGCCUGCACCCGCUACUUGACCGCGGAGGUGAAGAGACGCGACGGUUUCCAGCUGGUGCUGGAGCCCGAAUUCCUCAACCUCUGCUUCUGGUUUGUGCCCCCCAGCCUGCGGGGCCGACAGGGCUGCGCUGAUUUCGGGCCUCGUUUGGGGAAGGUGGCCCCCGCCAUCAAGGAGAGGAUGAUGAAGGAGGGCUCCAUGAUGGUGGGCUACCAGCCCCACGGCGCCAGGCCCAACUUCUUCCGGCAGAUUGUCACCAGCCCUGCUGUCACCAGGGCUGACCUCGACUUCUUCCUGGAUGAGAUUGAGCGGCUCGGACGUGACCUGUAGGGCCCCCCCUGGCCCCCUCUCCAGCACUGCAGGGACACCAGGGACCAAAGACACUCCCACGUGCUGCACACUGCAGCUCAAUAAACACUGAAAUGGGUAAAACAAA